Messenger RNA from Penicillium macrosclerotiorum, 1635 nucleotides. RefSeq lists its product as uncharacterized. Gene Ontology annotation, biological process: transmembrane transport. Gene Ontology annotation, molecular function: transmembrane transporter activity. The transcript is spliced from 12 exons. Lineage: Eukaryota; Fungi; Ascomycota; Eurotiomycetes; Eurotiales; Aspergillaceae. Gene Ontology annotation, cellular component: membrane. The record is from RefSeq and is a predicted model, not a curated record. Bases 1 to 1635 code for a protein of 544 amino acids.
AUGUCGCAGUCGGCAGAGAUUUCCCAUUGCAAAGACCAACAGGAUGAGUUCGUCGAGUCUAUCGAAGCCGAAGGGCCUUCGAAGACCCAACCGGCACCGCUUGGAGACGGUCUGAAACAGGACCAGGCAUUGCAAUUGAUCGAAGAUGCUGGUUACUCGACCACCUUGACCCCGGAGAAUAACGCUCAAGUGCUUCGAAAAAUCGAUCUGCGUCUGCUUCCCAUUCUACUCUCUAUCUAUUUUCUUCAGCAGCUCGACAAGUCUACUCUGUCAUAUGCAUCGGUCUUCGGCCUCAUCGAAAAGGCUCAUCUUCAUGGCCAGAUGUACUCCUGGCUGGGCUCAGUAGUCUACCUGGCCCAGCUGGUGUGUCAGCCCCUGGUCUCCUAUGCUCUAGUCAAGGUUCCUCUGGGCAAGUUCAUGGCGGCAUCGGUCUUGCUUUGGGGUAUUGCCUUGUCGUGUAUGACUGCUGCCAAUACUUUUGCCGGGCUACUGGUUUGCCGGCUGUUCCUUGGUGUUUUUGAAGCUGGAAUUGCACCGGCAUUUAUCGCAGUAACCCAGAUGUGGUACCGUCGACGUGAGCAGCCAGUGCGAUUGGGCUCAUGGUACGCAAUGAAUGGCGUGGUGAACAUGUUUGGAAGUUUGAUCACCUAUGGAUUGGGCCACAUCAGCUCCUCUGUCUUUGCCCCCUACCAGAUCAUAUUUCUCUUUUUCGGCUUGAUUACAGUUGGAGUCUCGGGCGCUGUCUUGGUUUUUAUGCCCGAUUCUCCUGUGACCGCGAAGUUUUUGAACGAGGAGGAUAAGCUUGUGGCGAUCGAGAGACUUCGAUUGAAUCAGCAAGGCAUUGAAAGCCAUGAAUGGAAAUGGGAACAUGUCAAGGAAGCCUGUUUGGACCUCAAGUCGUGGUUCUGGUUUGCUUUGAUGAUUUCAAUCUCAAUUCCUAGCGGGGGCAUUACAACCUUUGGCCCUUUGAUUGUUGAAUCAUUUGGCUUCGACGAUCUCAACACUAUUUUGUUGAACGUUCCCUUUGGCGCAGUCCAGCUCAUUGCCACGAUGGGAGGCGCAUGGUUGGCCACAGUCUGGAAGAUGAAGGGCCCUGUGCUCGCAUUACUGUGCCUUCCGCCUAUCGCUGGCUGUGUCAUGCUUUUGCGUAUUGCUCAUGACGACGCUCACAAAGCGCCUCUGCUUGUGGGUUAUUAUAUUAUUUCUGUUUAUCCCGGAAUCACUCCUUUGAUCUACUCAUGGUCUGCUGCCAACACUGCAGGAGAAACUAAGAAGAAGGUGACAACUGGUAUCUUAAUUGUAGGCCAGUGUGUCGGUAAUGUUAUUGGCCCUACUCUCUACACUACUGAAGAGAAGCCCCUCUACCGCCGCGGUCUUCUGUCAAAUCUCUCACUUUUCUGCGUCUUGGUACUGCUUAUUCUACUGAACAUGGCCUACUUGUCAUUCCUCAACAAGAAACACGAGAAACAGCGCGUUGCUCUUGGAAAGAAUGCCAAGGUCAUUGACCACUCGAUGCAUGCCGUUGGCGCCAUUCAUACCGACAAGGAGGGUACUCCUGUGCAGGAAGUGGCCCAAGAUAACGCCUUCAAGGACCUGACGGACAUGGCGAACGAGGACUUUGUAUACGUAUAUUAG